CAAAGACGUCUUCACUAGUCUACUUGCUAAACAACGGUAAUGGAGAGCAGUGCACAGAGGCGCUUGGAUUCAAUUACCCGCCACCUUCUUCUUCCACUUCAAUCCAAUCAUGGUCUUCAAAAGGUGGUGUUAUCAAGUAAUGGGGGAUUGAAGCAUGAAGAGGCAGAGCCAGUGGUGAUAGGGGGUAUGGUGUUGGACAUUCAUGCCACUCCUUCUUUCCCUGCAAAUCCCAGAACCACUACUCCAGGCAAGGUGAGCUACGUAUUAGGAGGGGUGGCAAGGAAUGUUGCCGAGUGCAUGGUCAAGCUGGGAGCAAAGCCCUUCAUGAUUAGUGCCUUGGGGCUUGACAUGGCAGGAAACUUAUUAUUGGAGCACUGGGAGUCUGCUGGGCUAUCAACCGAAGGAAUUUGGAAGUACCAAAAUAUCGAGACUGCUGUUGUUUGCAGCAUAAUUGAUUCCAGUGGGGAGUUGGCAACUGCUGUUGCAAGUGUAGAAUCUAUUGAAAAAUUUCUAACACCUGAGUGGAUUGAGCGGUUCAGAUGCAAUAUACAUUCUGCUACAGUGGUCAUGGUUGACGCAAACUUGAACCCUUCUGCUCUAAAGUCUUCUUGCCAAUUGGCAGCAGAAUCUAAAGUUCCUGUGUGGUUUGAGCCGGUUUCGGUAGAAAAAUCAAGAAGAAUCAAUUCAGUUGUCAAGUAUAUAAGUUUUGCUUCUCCCAAUGAAGAUGAACUUGUUGCUAUGGCAAAUACUUUAUCUGGUGGUAAUGUGUUUUGUCCAAUUGAAAGGGAAAGUAGCACAAGUAAACGUUCAAAAGAGAAGUUGUUUCAUAUGCUAAAACCUGCAGUCUGGGUUUUGCUAGAGAAUGGCAUCAAAAUAGUUAUUGUGACACUUGGUUCGGAUGGAGUGUUCUUAUGCUCUAAAGGAGGGCCAAGCUUGAUGAGAGUUGGUUGUGAUGGAAUCAAACCAUGUAACUCAAAUGAAAUAUUUUUUAAUACUAUGACUGCAAGUUGUCCUCCAAAACCAUAUUCGAGUCUUCAGGAUUCUGAGAGAAGCUCUUUUCUGUUAGCUGUGCAUUUUCCUGCGCUUCCCGCAUCAGUGGUUAGGCUUACAGGGGCUGGUGAUUGUCUGGUUGGGGGAACAAUUUCUUCUCUUUGUGCAGGCUUAGAUAUCAUGCAAAGUGUGGCAGUUGGUAUUGCAGCUUCUAAAGCUGCAGUUGAGUCAAAGACCAAUGUGCCUUCCACAUUUAAUUUGGCUGCAAUUGCAGAUGAUGCAAGGUCGGUAUACUCAGCUGCUGAAGUUGUAUUCCAUCAAUCAAUGCUGUGAAACGGUGGAAUUGAGAUUUUUCUUUCAUGCCAGUUAUUGAACCUCUACUACAUCCGUUGUAAAUGUAAAUUUCUGUCUGAAUAAUAAAAUUGCAUAGGGUAGUUGUUUACUAUUGUUGAGUUGGAAGACGGAGCAUGGCUAAUGCUUGUAAUGUAACUGGAGAACUCACUGAAUCUUUCAUGGAUGUACUUUUAAAUUUGAAGCUCCAUGAACGGCUCCAAGUUUUAAUUUUUAAGAGCUUUUUAC
Molecule: messenger RNA, 1569 nt
Organism: Rosa chinensis
Lineage: Eukaryota; Viridiplantae; Streptophyta; Magnoliopsida; Rosales; Rosaceae
Product: pseudouridine kinase
Exons: 9
Coding region: 40-1323 (427 amino acids)
Molecular function (GO): kinase activity
Source: RefSeq, a predicted model, not a curated record